Sordaria macrospora k-hell is the source of this 822-nucleotide messenger RNA. RefSeq lists its product as uncharacterized. Lineage: Eukaryota; Fungi; Ascomycota; Sordariomycetes; Sordariales; Sordariaceae. Gene Ontology annotation, cellular component: cytoplasm. The record is from RefSeq and is a predicted model, not a curated record. Gene Ontology annotation, molecular function: 5'-deoxynucleotidase activity.
AUGUCACCAAGCGGAAUUGAGAACGGCGCCAAGUCCAAUGGCAUCAUCGAGACAGAUCUUGGAGUCGUUCCCGUUCCUAAGGUGGAAGGUGACUGGACGGUAGAUAAGGCGGUUAAUACUAUCGGCACCGGGAAGUACACCGAAAGCUCCAACUCCCCAAUUGGCUACUUCCAUCUGCUCGAGCGCCUCAAGACUACCAAGCGUGAGGGAUGGAGGCGGUUUGACAUCAACCGAGGAGAGUCAAUCUCAGACCACAUGUACAGAAUGUCCAUGAUGACCAUGCUCGCGCCUGCCUCCCUUGCCGAGAAAAUCGACGUCAACAGGUGCAUCAAGAUGGCCCUGAUCCACGACAUGGCCGAAUCCCUCGUCGGCGACAUCACCCCAGUUGACAACGUCCCAAAGACGGAAAAGAACAGGCGCGAAGCCUCGACUAUGGACUACAUCACAAAGCGCUUGUUGGGCAAUGUCGAUGGUGGAAAGCAGGGCGAGCAAAUACGCGCCAUUUGGCAAGAAUACGAGGACUCCAAGACGCCCGAAAGUCUCUUUGUCCACGACAUUGACAAGAUCGAACUACUUCUGCAGAUGGUGGAGUACGAGAAGCGCGGAAAGGGCAAGCUUGACCUGGGCGAGUUCACCUUUGUCAAGACCAAGGUCGGACUUGACGAGAUGAGGGCUUGGGCGGAUGAGAUUAUCCAGGAGCGCGAACAAUUCUGGGCCGGGAAGGAGCAUAUCCGUCGUGACGGUGGCGAUGAAGGAGCCAUCACCAAGCAGAAAGAGGUGAUGCAGGAGGCAUACUAUGCCGGCCAUGGGCGGAAGGAGUAG